GUAAACAACUUUAUUUUUUUAAACUUCAGGAUAAGUUUUAUUAUUUUCAAGCUUUCAACGAAGGUCACUUUUUUAUCAAAGAUAGUAGGUAGAUACAUAAGGCAAUAUGAACGGAAAAUGUUCCCCUUUUGAGUAUGUGCGAAGGGGAGUCUUCAUUUAGAAUGGCAUUAACUCGAUACACAAAAUUAAAUGUACGUAUUAAAGUGACCAUUGACUUGUUACAUCUACGAAAGUAUGUUAAAAAAUGAUUUCCUGAUUAUUAAUAAGUAGUAUAAUAAGGAUAAUCAUUUUAUAAUCGAUUUUAUUAAGAAUUUGGUAUCACUUAAGAGGAUGGUGAACCUUAAUUAUUUAAUUAUAAAUAUAAAAGAAAAACUUAAGUACAUAUUCAAUAAGUAAAAUGAAAAGUGUAGAAGUUUAAGUCACUGUAGCUGUAAAAUUGCAUCACGAAUUUUUUCAUAAAUGAAAUAUGAAGCGUCAUUCUAAUUUAUGUAUUUGCUUGAAAUCGCGUUCUUGUUUUGUAAUUUUAAUUCAUUUUUAUUGUGUCUGUUGAUGAUUAAUUCGGUUUACUGAAUACUGGCUAGUUAUGUGUGGGUUAUUCAUUCGAUUAAAUUUAGUAUUCUGUAAAGUAAAUUUAGAAUCGUGUAAUGUACUAAAAGAAUUCGCUAGAAAUACAGGCGAGCCACUACUAAAGAAACGAAAUGGCUAUUUUUGUUUCAGAAAUUCUUUUGAACCCAAAAGACAUUGGCGUUAAAAACGCCUGUUAGUGCAUUUCUGUUGAAAUUGAAGAAAACUUUGUUCACUUUUUCUAUAAUUUUCCGGUUGAAAUUAGUGUCUAAUUUUAUUUUGGUGUUACUAAUUAUUACUUAAAUAGGUGCUGUCGAUGACCGAUUUAGCAUUUAAUGGUUAUAUGAAGUCGAGAAGACGAAGCAGUGAUUUAAAAAAAUAUAAAGGAGUAAAUAAAGACUCUGAGUGGUGGAAGAUGUGGGCUUUGAGAAUGGCGAUGCCGUUGUUGGGGGUGCUGGUCUGGGUGAUCUCCAGCCAUGCAGGCACCUUCACACUAGCAUCCUUUAUACCACACUACUUCGAAGGUUGUUUCAUAACGACUAACCAGAUAGACAAAAUUAAAUGUUCACAGAGAAAAGCGAUUUUCUCUGUGACUAAAAUAAUGGAUUUCCAUUAUUUUUGUAUGCAAACUAAGGAUGUUUUAUCCUAUUUGUGAAUAGUUUGUGUAGAGGUAAGACAUUAAAAGAAAAAUCGUUAAAAGUUUGUUUGUCUAACAGUUCCUGACAUUUUGACCAACAUUUUUCUCGGUCUAUACAACUUGUCGGGGACUUUAUAGGACACUAUUUCUAAGGCCAUUUUUUGUACACAGUACAUGUACUACCUACUCAUUUGCACAACAAAUUUAUCAUCAAUUUGUAUCACUUCGUCCAGAUUAUGAUACUCCAUCGUCACCUAUACGUAAUUUCUUAAAGCGUUUUCUUGAAAUAAAUGCCUUUAAACGAGAAAAUGCGAUAAAGCAUUUAAAUUUGAUUUUCCGACUAGGUCAAGAACGGAAAAUUGAAAUGAUCCUUGACGGUACGUGUUCUGUGAUACAGAAAGUAGAUGUGAUCUAAAUGGGGGUUGGAUAUAAGGAUGUUUGAAGGCUGAUGUACAUUCUGAAUGCAUAAUUGUUUAGCUAAAGAAGAAAAUUGAUCAACAAAACAAAACAAAUGUUUGGUUAUCGUAUAUUUACUUUUUAUUAAAAAGAAGCGGGUAGUUUAUCAAUUUUCU
Agrilus planipennis (emerald ash borer) is the source of this 1773-nucleotide messenger RNA. RefSeq lists its product as uncharacterized. Bases 881 to 1219 code for a protein of 112 amino acids. The record is from RefSeq and is a predicted model, not a curated record. Lineage: Eukaryota; Metazoa; Arthropoda; Insecta; Coleoptera; Buprestidae. The transcript has 4 exons.